UCCCUCGUGAGCGUUCCAGAGGAGGCCUAACGAUGGAGCGGAACGGCGCCAGGGAGAUGGAGGAACGCCGGUGUAUUCGGGACACCGGAAGGACUCUAAAGAAGUAUGGGAGCACGGCCAAGCACACGACGCGAACCGAGACCCUGGUGAAGCACACAGUGUGCCCUACGGACACCCUCCAAGGAAUAGCACUUAAAUACGGAGUCACGACGGAACAAAUAAGAAGGAUCAAUAGAUUGUGGGCGUCGGAUAGUUUAUUUUUACGGGAACAUUUGCUUAUUCCUGUUAGCACGGACAGUCCCGCCUCUGCGUGUAAUGACGAAUCAGUACCUUCUGAGGAGCAAGACGUUCCUCCAAGUAUAUCUAGUCCUUCUUCGAUAUCAUCAUCUAUUGGUGAUGAAAGUUCAGUUAAUGAUUUCUUAGCUAAAAUGGAUACCUCGAUAGCUAACGCCAAAAAAGAGGUCAGACGCGCUCAAGGGAAUAGUGAUUUUUGCACUGAUGGCAAUGACAUUUACGUACAACGACGGCGUGGAUCUGCCAAAUUACGAAACUCAUUCCCCACCACAUCGAAUACCUACUCGACGUCCUCCUCUGACUCUGUCAGACCUGUGUCCUCUAAUGAUAUGCACAACUUUCCAACUGCUGUAGUUAUGACGCAAGGAAGAAAAGUAAAAACUUCCUUGCAAAGACUUGAGCAGCAACAAGACGAGAUGUUCCAGUUGUAGCGUUUAAAUUUCAUUGGACUAUAAUAUCCUGUGUAUCGACUGUUUAUAAAAAAAACCUUAUAGGAGAGGAUGUACUGUAUAUCAAUGCGAAUAGGAGGUCUUGCUUCUCACGCAUCUGAUCGUUAGUUGAUCCAAUAUUAUGUACAAGUUUAAAUUAAAUUGAACUCCAUCGUUCUUUUGUUAUCGAAAGAUCGUAUCUCCGUAGUGAUUUAAGCGAUAUUCUUAUAUAAUGAUCACACUAUUAUUUUAUUCUCCAAGUUUUACGACUUUUUCGUCGUAAUGAUAUCAUGAAGAAUGGAUCAACUAACUUUUAUACGUAGCGCUGAACUGUUUUAUAUAACGUUGCUUGAUGGACCAUAUGUGCCUUGAACAUAAAAUUCUGCGUUAUGUAAAAAGCAUCUUCAUGUGCUCUAUCUUUGUCCGGUUAAGUCGCAGAAAAAUUGAUAUAUAUAUUUUUCAAAUAUUUUCUUUUUUCUAUUUUUUCUCUUUAUUUUUUUUUAGUUUAAACCACUGUGAUAAAUCACUUAAAAAUUUGGCAAAAACCUAGUUAUUAUGUAAUUGAAAAUGAAUAGAAAAUGAAAAACUGUAAAUAAAAUAUCGACUCUACUUAUCUGAAACAUACUUCUUAAACUUAAACUAUAAUUGUUACAUUUGUUAUAACAAAAAAUAUUUUAUUUUCUUUCUUAGUACACAAACCUAAUUAUAAAUUUUUUUUAUAAGUGAUAAAAAAUAUAUCAUGUAUACAAUAUUUUUCUAAUAUUAAAUAUAUAUAUAUAUAUAUAUAUAUAUGUUGUCAAAGAACCCUAGUUAAAAUUAUUAUAUGUAAGUUAAAGGAAAGGCACAGAGAAUACUCCUGAUACAUUAAAACAUGAAUUCUUAGCUGGACUAAGCUUUCUAUAACUAAUAUCGAAUUUAUUGAAGUGUAAUAUUACUAAAACAUAUUUUAAAUAACAUUUAAUCAAUUUAAAUAUAUUAUCAUCGCAAAAGCGAAUUCUUCAUAAAAUGUAUCUAUCAAAAGUCACAGAUCCAACGUAUAAAAAAAACUCGCUUUAAUAAUGUUAGGGAUAAUAUCAUUUAAUGUCACAAAAUGAUUGAAACUAGAAAAAAUAGCAAUAUAAAAUUUAUAAAAUAUAAAUAUACUUUCACCUAAACAUAGUAGCUACACAUUGAUAUACAUUGUACAUCAAAUCUAUAAAAUAUAUUCAAGUUUUGUACAUAAAAACCUGUAUUUUACACUGUACAUACAGUAAAAAUAGCAGCACUGUUGAUAAUGUUGUCUAUAAUUAAUAUUGUGCAGUAUAAUUUUACUGUAAAAAAUAUAUAAGAAUGUUAUACAUUAUAAAUUAAGAUCUCCGAUGCAUCCUCGCCACUAUAUAUAGACACAAUGUAUACAAAAAAAUUGAAAAAGAUGUAACUAAAUGUAAAUAUGAAUUAAAUAAAAAAAAUCUAAGAAGUU
Monomorium pharaonis (pharaoh ant) is the source of this 2181-nucleotide messenger RNA. RefSeq names its product lysM and putative peptidoglycan-binding domain-containing protein 2 (gene red). The record is from RefSeq and is a predicted model, not a curated record. Bases 33 to 725 code for a protein of 230 amino acids. Lineage: Eukaryota; Metazoa; Arthropoda; Insecta; Hymenoptera; Formicidae. The transcript is spliced from 4 exons.